GUUAACUUAAAGGUGGACCACCCCUUGAAAGUAUAUAAAUAUAGGAAAUCUAACAAUAUGUGGGUAAAAAUAAUGGAGCGACAUGAAAGCUUUUGAACAGGGAGAGUCUGACAAUUGUACCCCAGGAGCAGCUGUAGGUUGGACAAGCCCAGUUUAGCUAAAAAGAAAAACCACCAGACCCACACGUAGGGGCGGAGAGACUAAAGGAAACAGAGAGGAAAUAGACAGAUCUUGUCCCAUGUGUGGGAAGCUGAGUAACGAGACGUCCCUAUUGCUCUUGCCCCUCUCUGCACCCUGCGAAGUGCAAAUCUGUUUAGAUUGGUGUCUAUAUUUAACCACUCGUUGCCUCCCUCCCCUCUGUCCUCUCUCUCUCUCUCUCUCUCUCUCUCUCUCUCUCUCUCUCUCUCUCUCUCUCGGAGUCUCUGUAGGGCUUUGCUGGUGGGGAGGGUCGCUCUGCUAUCUGGAAGCUAUAGGACAUACUUGCUAAAUUCUCAAGAGCAACUCAAGCCCCAGCACCGGCCGAGGGAGUAAACUGAACUGAAGUUGCACCAAAGAAUCGAGAGGGUUGAGGAUUCUCAGUGGCCCCUGAAGCCAGGAAGGAAAUGGAGGGGAAAUCGUCGGAAGUCGGCUCAGCGGAGGAGCCCCCGGUACCAUCAGUAGCGAAGCUUGCAGGGAUAUUUGGGGAGCAGCGCAACAGCCCCAGGAAAGAGAUACCCCCCCCAAAACCGACUCGAAGGAAACCCCCCUGCUCUCUCCCCCUGAACAAGCUUGAGGUUGCACACAAUGAUGAAAGAGUCUCCCCGCCGGCUUGUCUGCAGCACAAAAUCAAAGUGAAAAGUUCUCCCCUUAUAGAGAAGCUUCAGGCCAAUUUGGCUUUCCCUCCAGUUGUGCUUCUACCAGGAGGAGGGUCGCCGAAGAGCCCUGGCCCGAAAGUUAUGACCUCUCCAUUCAGCAGCCCCCCAUUAACACCUGGCAGCCCGGGAAUUCAAUCUCGUUCCAGUGAAUCAGAUGAAGCUCCUGUCAGUUUUGAAAACCCACCAGAGGGCGCACAUACCCUGAGUAAUGCUAAGGAUCGUACAAAAGGCUCCAUAAAGCGUCGGCCCCCAAGCCGAAAAUUCCGUAAAUCCCAGACAGAGUGUGGGACAGAGGAUGAGGUAGAGGCGAGCAAAGCGCCAAAAGAAAAUGGGGAGGGAACCCAAAACACAGAUGACGUAUUUGACCCAAAGGAAAUUCAGAACAAGGAGGAAUCUGAGUCGCUCACUGAGACCCAGGUGGAAACAGGAGAAUCACCAGAGAAAAGUGAAGCAGAAAAGUCUGCGGAUGAAAAGGAAACAGAAAGGGAAAUAGAAUUGGAUGUAAAUCAGGGAGAUAUUAAAAAGGACUGUGACGAAGAAACCACAGUGAAUGAAUCAGAUCCCAAAGAGCCGACCAUUGUACCUACGGAUUCAACCAACACGGAAACCACAAAGGAGAAGCCACGUGACCAGUUGGGAGAAGAAGCAGAAGUAAAAGAAAGUAAAUCUAAUGGAGAGGAUGAACUGGACAAAGACAAUUGAAGACGUCACUGCGACCAAUAAUGGAGGGCAAAUCCUAUUUGUAACAAUAAACUUUGCUAAAUUCUCUGCUGUGUUCCCAUAAACGACUUACUAUAAACCUGGAUCAUGAGUGGGAUCCUCCUUGUGGGAAUUCGGACGCACCCGAGUCUGUCCGAGCUCCCUGUGGUGGAAUCAUGGGAGCGACUGUUCCUGCUGGGAAUAAUGUGUUCUCCACAUGUCUUUAUUUUUUUAAACUCUUUUUAACUCGUAUUUAUAAUUUUGGAGCAAAUCCAUGUGUCUUGCCUGGCACUGCAUUAUUAUGGGAGGGAACAUCAUUGAUAUCCAGAGCACAAAGAGUUAGGGCAUCAGAUAUUUCUAAUUUAUAGAUGUUCCUCAUAUCUGGGUGUGCUUUAUCUUCACUGGUUGGGUCCAUUUACAUAUUUGAAGAGUAGGCUGGGUUGGUUUAUGGAGUACACAUGGACAGCCCAAUGAAUGACUGCAAUCAAUGGUGGUUUCUUUGGCAAAACAUACCUCUACAGUGCAAGAAGGAGAUGAAACCCACCCUCUUUGGUGUCAGGUUCCCACAAAAACCUAAACCAACUGCUUAAUGUGGUCUUCUCUGUUCUAGAAAUAUCUCUGAAGGUUUCAUGUAACUACCAUGUCCUUGGCUAAGGGCAAAAGGUAUCUUAGCUACGGAAGAAGAAACCAAUAUUUUGUUGCUCCUCAAGCUUUCAUCUUGGUCAAUCAAGGUCCUCUUUAGCUUGGCACAUGCAGAGCUCUUUCUCUCUAUUGUUUCAUGGUGAGGUAUUUCACUCAACACCCCAAUGUGUUGCCCAACAGCUUAUACAUUUAGCUUCAGAUUUUAAAUAUAAAAAGUAUGAAACUUUAUAGCUCAUCACAGGUGAUCUGCUUCCAGUGGCCGUACCCUGUUAGAAACAUGAAUUGAUUUAUCUCAAGCUUUGAUGCUUGUGGGGAUGUUGUCUGAAGAAUAGGGUAGAAGUGGACCAUACACUCUUGACAAUCAUUGUCUGAUCUGGGCCCCCCAAAUUGGGUUCAUCUCAUUGUUCACCUCAAGCAAACAAUCACAUGACAAGUGGCAUCUGGAUGGAAACCACCACCAACGGCCUAAUGAGGACCUCACCUGGUGGGAUUUACAGCCUUUUGAUUGACAGAAAUGAGAGCCCAGAGUAGAUACCAGUCAGUUGUUUUUAGAAAUCUACUAGUUCGUCUAAAUCUGCUUUCAAAUGUAAUCAGGUUAUUGAUCGGACAUAAUCAGGGUUAGAUUGGUCAUGUUGCUUGGUAGGACCCCUACAUAAUUGUUUAGCUUGAUGGAAAAUUAAAAUCCAGAUGGGUGCAACCAA
Xenopus laevis (African clawed frog) is the source of this 2896-nucleotide messenger RNA. RefSeq names its product capZ-interacting protein (gene rcsd1.L). The record is from RefSeq and is a predicted model, not a curated record. The transcript is spliced from 7 exons. Lineage: Eukaryota; Metazoa; Chordata; Amphibia; Anura; Pipidae. Bases 603 to 1556 code for a protein of 317 amino acids.